AUGGCUCGUUCUCGCUCUCGUACUCCCGGUAGCAGUGGUAGAUCGGCAUCUAGGUCCUCGUCGUCUAGGUCGAGGUCUAGUUCAGUAUUGUCUGCGGCCUCGGAGCCUGAAGCUGAGGGGCUCUCUGUUAUCAAGGUUAGGUCUGAGGAAGCGGCGUUGGUGUUGGGUAGAGGAGGGAGUACUAAACGCAAACUGGAGAAUGCUGCUGACUGCGACAUUGAGCUUGUGAACACAGAAAAUGGUGAUUCCAAUGUGGAACUUCGUGGUCCGGCUCGCAAUAGAGAGCUUGGUCGUGACUAUAUCUGUUUCCUACUUCUUAAUAAGAAGAAUGAACCUCUCGAGUUGGAUCCUGAGGAUCGUGAGGACUGCAGCUGGAUCGAUGUGCCUCAAGACACCAUAGGGUAUGUCACGGGUCGAGAGAGGUCGACUCUCCAUGCCUUAGAGGAGGAGACUGAGACUCUUAUGUUCUUCCAAGAUAAGGAUGUUGGAGGAUCGGGACCUCGAGUGAGAGGCCAACAGGAUGAAAUUGAGAAACUCAUUAUUCUUGGACCUACUCGUGGGAGGCGUAUUGCUCAGUUGAAGUUGAUGUCGGCUAUUGAGUCGAAGUCCCCGGGCUUCUUUCUCGAUCAUCGUGAUAGAUGGAAUCUGGAUGAUACUCAUGAAGGCAAGCUUGGCCUGACGACGGUGAAGAUGACCGAGGCUCAAUUCACCUAUGCUUUGGGGAGGCGCGGCGCCACACGGAAGAAGCUUGAGAGAGCUAGUGGAGCCAUAAUUGAGUAUAUCGGUUACACGGCUUUCAUAUCCGGUACCAAGGCAGAGAGGCGUCGUGGCAGGGAUUACCUCAACUUUUUAUUGGAUCAGAGAGAAGGAGAGGUGAAUGUGAAGUUGGACGGUCGUGAGGAUGUCACUACAGUCGAGACCCCUGAGGAGUAUAUCGGCUUUAUCACUGGGCAUAAGGGCAGCGAGCUUCGAUCUAUCGAGGAGCGUACUGGAACCUUCUGCUUUGUGGAUGGCUGUGACCAGAGCUUUGUACGGGAUGAUGGCCCGUGGUGGGGUAAGGGGAAGGGUGGCUGGGGUAAAGGAAAGGGGAAAGGCUAUUCGAGCUGGCGCGAUGAUAGAGAUAGGGCCCGUCGGCGUCCGAGGGAUGGGCCACCACCAAGACUAUUGAUAUUCUGUUACGAUGCGAGGAGGAGGGAUGAUGCCGAGGAGAUGGUGAGGGAUAGAAUCCAUAGGAAGGUCGAACAGGAUAAGGAAAGAGGUAAAGGUGGUCUACAUCGGCCUUUCCUGAAUCGCCAUAGCAACCCCGAGAUUGAGACGAAGCGUCGCGAGCGUCUGGGUUUGCCAUCGAUCGAAGAAGAGGAUGCGAUGUUGGCCAAACAGAAGGCUGAGCAGGAGGCUAAAGAACGCGAAAGAAAGGAAGCUAGAGCGGACCGAGUGCGUCUAGGAGUGGUGACAGAAGGCGUAGUCGCUCGAGAUCCGAGUCCGAGCGCAGGUCUAGUAGGAGGAGAGGCUCGAGCCCUAAGGACCGUCGUGGGAGGGACGACCGUUCGCGCAGCCGUGAAGGCCGCUAUCGUCGUCCUCGUUCUUCAUCUCGUGAGCGGUCUCGUCGUUCGAGGAGGGAUAGGAGCGAUUCGAGAGGAGACCGCGGCAGCAGAUAAUGAGCUGUUCGAAGCGAUGGCAUGUGAACGAAACUCUGCUCUAUAUGCUGUCUGUUUUUGA
Messenger RNA from Perkinsus marinus ATCC 50983, 1719 nucleotides. RefSeq lists its product as hypothetical. The coding region runs from base 1 to 1719 and encodes 572 amino acids. NCBI's taxonomy places the organism in Eukaryota, Perkinsozoa, Perkinsida, Perkinsidae. The transcript is spliced from 12 exons. The record is from RefSeq and is a predicted model, not a curated record. Gene Ontology annotation, molecular function: RNA binding.